AUCGUUCGUGUGUGAUGUCAGUAACUUCUGCUUGUCACGGCACGCCACCUCCAAUUCCAGACGGCGUAUCAGUACGCGUGUACGGCUGGGAGUUCGAUCCUUUCUCAGAGAAAGUUCGUCUUGCUUUGACUCUGAAGGGUGUGAGGUUUGACGUGAUUAAUUGUGACCUGAAGAACAAGCCAAAGUUUUUUCUUGAUGCCAACCCACUUGGAGAGGUUCCUGUUCUCAUCCACAAUGGUGUAACACUGACCGAAUCAGAAGUUUGUAUUGACUAUAUUGAUCAUGUGUAUUCCAACUCUCCUUUUUUGUAUCCACGUGAUGCGGUGGCAAGAGCAGAAGUUUGCAUACUGAUGGCAAGAUAUACAAACAAGGUCAUGCCUUCAGUGUAUUCAGCCCUGAAAGAUCAAAACAACGAGUGCAUCCCUGACCUUCUCAGCGCUCACGAGAAAUACGUGGAGGCACCACUUAAACAACUCAACAGUCCAUUCUUUGGAGGUCAAUCCCUCAAUGCAAUGGACAUCCACAUAUGGCCGUUUCUCGAGGUGAUGGAUGCCAAGGCAUCAGUCGGUGAUAUCACCAUACCUGCCACUCGAUUUCCAACAAUGAUUUCCUACAUCGAGCGCAUGAAGGAGGUACCAGCUGUGAAAGAGGUGAUGCACACGUUGGACGAUUUUAAAGGAUUCUGGGAAACGUGGAAAACUCCCGGACCACCAGACUACAACUACCACUCCAAGUACCCGUUCUAUACAGCGGAUGAGGAGAUACUCUAGAGUUUGGGAUGCUGUGCGAGUGGCAAAAGGUUGAAGCUUAUGUUUGGCUGUUUGGCUAAUUGAUUAAGGACGUUAUGCACGCUGCCAUUACUUACAAAAUGCUGUUGGUCGUAAUGACUGCUCGUGCUGCUGACUUCAACUUUGCUUGACUGUGUUGUGUUGUGUUGUGUUGCAAGAGUUACCUACAACUUUGUGCUUAAUAGUUUUAUUCAGUGUUGCUAACCGUGAAAAUGUAUGUAAAACGUAAUUAAUUAUUGACAUGAAAUCUGAAGGAUGCGAGGUAUAAAAGACUCCGAGGAUGCGGUCUGGA
Messenger RNA from Corticium candelabrum, 1080 nucleotides. RefSeq names its product glutathione S-transferase omega-1-like. Bases 15 to 770 code for a protein of 251 amino acids. Lineage: Eukaryota; Metazoa; Porifera; Homoscleromorpha; Homosclerophorida; Plakinidae. Gene Ontology annotation, biological process: glutathione metabolic process. The record is from RefSeq and is a predicted model, not a curated record. The transcript is spliced from 4 exons. Gene Ontology annotation, cellular component: cytoplasm. Gene Ontology annotation, molecular function: glutathione dehydrogenase (ascorbate) activity; glutathione transferase activity.